AUGGGGGCCGCGGUGGCCAAGGCACACCAGGCACUUGAAGACACCGCCGGCGCGCCCGGAACGCCAGCGGAGGCCCGGCUCGCCGUGGCCGCGCACGCCCUACUCCAGUGGUACUGCUCCCCCGACGCCGGCAUAUGGGACGCGGAGGCGGCCUGCACCAAGAGAAGCCUCCUCUCGGCGGUCGACGAGAUACUCCACCUCAAGGAGAUCCAUGCGUUCCCCAUGGCCUCCCCGGCUCGCCGCCGCAUGGACACCGCCCUCGGCGUCGCCAUGUCGCGCCUCAUGGAUGAGUUCCUAGUCCUCAGGGUCUGGGACGCUUCCCAGCUCCAGGGCACGGACGGCCUUCUCUUCGCCGUCCAGAAGCUCUCGGUCUCCCUGGCUUCCGGCGGCGGCGUGUGGCCCGCCUUCCCCACCGGCGGCAGCGCCAGCUCCGGAGAGUUUAGCGUCAGUGACAGCGACGAACUCUACGCGUCCGACAGGAGUCUCUCGACCUGGCCUGACGUUGUGACCGUCGUCGUGGAUGGCGCGUUCUCGGAUGGGCUCGACCUGAUUUGCCCGGCAAGCUUGCCUGUCCUCCAUGAGAUCGCGCUCCGGGUCAUCCGUGCCGGGUACACCAAAGAGCUGCUCCAGACAUUCACCAAGGCCUCCUGCCAAGUUUUGGACAGGUUCUUAUCGAUCCUUCAACUGGAUCGGCCUUUCUUCGACGCCAACCGAGUCAACUUCGAGGACGCCGAGUGGUGGACAACGGAGGACAUGGUGAAGCGGUGGAUCUUGGCGACUAAGCUCGUCGGGAAGGCCCUCGUCGUCAUGCAAGGGCAGCUCCGGGAGCAGAAAUGUGGAGCCUUCGAUAGGUUCAAGGACGACUACUUCAUGGCCAUCGCGAAGCAGAGCAUCGUCGUCUUGCUCAGAUUUGCGGACGGGUUCACCAGUACCCAAUCACCCGAAAAGCUUAUCUACGUCCUCGAGAUGUACGAGGUUCUAAGCAACUCUGCUCCCGGCCUCCUGCCCCUCUUUACCGGGCAACACGCGGAGCUCGUCUCCCGGCAGCUGCCCGUCGUUCUCGCCAAGCUGGCACGCGCAUUGAGGGCCGCUGUCAACGGUCUCAUCACCAAGAUCCGAGAAGACUGUUCGCAAGCAGCGGGCGAGACGGCGACGCACGGGAUCGGCGUCCAUCCGCUGGCGCGGUACGCCAUGACCUGCGUCGAGCUGUUGGCGCCGCACCGUACCGCGCUGGACUUGGUCCUCGCGGACGGUGGCGAAGACGAACGCGGCGCAGCAGCAGGAGGCGCCGAGCGCGUGGGCUCGUUUGGCGGCCUCGUCGCGGAGCUGAUCGCGGGCAUGGAACGCAACCUCGAGGAGAAAUCCGCGCUCGCGUUCGCGGACGGCUCGCCGUGGCAGCACCUCUUCCUGGCCAACAACACAGGCUUCGUGCUGAACCGCGCCGCGGACGCUGACUUGGCGUCCCUGCUGGGGGACGACUGGGCCGCACGGCGCCGGAGCCGACUCGAGCAGCACACGGCUAGUUACCUCCGGGCCUCCUGGGGUCCGGUCGUCGCUUGCCUGGAGGAGACGACCGUGCGGGGCAGCGGCAAGCCGGCGAAAGCUCUCGCAAAAUUCAAUGCCGCGUUUGAGAAAAUGCACGUUAGCGAGGUGGUCCCGGAUCCCGCGCUCCGAGCGGCCCUGCGGAAGGCCGUGUCGGAUAUGGUUGUUCCUGUUUACGGCGCGUUUCUGCAAGAGCACCUGAACCUUGGAAAAUCUGUCAAGUACACGGCCAAUGAUGUUGCCCAAUCACUGUCGGGAUUGUUCGAAGGAGAUGUUUAG
Molecule: messenger RNA, 1821 nt
Organism: Miscanthus lutarioriparius
Lineage: Eukaryota; Viridiplantae; Streptophyta; Magnoliopsida; Poales; Poaceae
Source: the annotation of a GenBank genome assembly